AUGGUACAAUUUGGAGACUUUAAUAGAAUUUGUGAGACGGUGGCCCUCACCUUAUGCCCUCUCGUGGGAGCAGAGGAAGGUAUCGAACCGACAUGCUACUCGAGGAACGUGGAAGUCGCCGGAACGCUGAUUUUCCAGCCUGGUCGUAAGGAAAUUGUCAUGUUCUUCUAUUUGUACAUGAUAGUGACCAUCCUGGAACUACUGUUAGUCUCCGGAAUUGUUCCCACGGCAUCCACAAUGUACCCCUACUUUGUCGCCGCGCAUAUUGGUUGUAUCACCGCUACUUUCUGGUGCUUGCUGCUAAACGGAUUUGUAGGCUUUCAAUUUGCCGAAGACGGCACAGCAUUGUCACUUUGGUCUAUUCGCAUCUCUUCGUUCGUCGUUUUCGCGGCUGUCUACUUCCUUAGCAUCGCUACCUUCCAGAAGAUGGCCGGCUUUGAUCCUCUACACCCAGUACCCCUCUGGAUUGUACUGUACAUAUUUAACGGUGCAGCUCUCGUGAUCUAUGUAGUCCUUCAAAUAGUUCUUGUUUACAACACCCUUGAUGACCGUUGGCCACUUGGUGACAUCAUGUUUGGUAUCGCAUUUUACGUCAUUGGUCAGGCCACGCUCUAUGUAUUCUCCGUCCGAAUCUGUGACACUGCGAAACAUUACAUUGAUGGUCUAUUCUUUGGAACAAUCUGUACACUCUUGGCCGUGAUGAUGGUCUAUAAGUACUGGGAUUCAAUCACCAAGGAAGAUCUUGAAUUCUCGGUUGGAAGCAAACAAAACGUAUGGGAAGUUAAAGAAUUACUUGGGGAUGAUGAAUACACGAAUCAAGGUUCUUUCGGUGGUGGAUAUCCUCAGCCACAAUAUUCCGGAUACAACGAUGGAUAUUAA
This is a messenger RNA of Acaulospora colombiana, 879 nucleotides long. The record is from the annotation of a GenBank genome assembly. Lineage: Eukaryota; Fungi; Glomeromycota; Glomeromycetes; Diversisporales; Acaulosporaceae.